This is a messenger RNA of Macadamia integrifolia, 1326 nucleotides long. Its product is annotated as peroxidase 63-like. Gene Ontology annotation, biological process: response to oxidative stress; hydrogen peroxide catabolic process. NCBI's taxonomy places the organism in Eukaryota, Viridiplantae, Streptophyta, Magnoliopsida, Proteales, Proteaceae. Bases 97 to 1098 code for a protein of 333 amino acids. Gene Ontology annotation, molecular function: peroxidase activity; heme binding. The transcript has a single exon. The record is from RefSeq and is a predicted model, not a curated record.
ACCAUCUCUCCUCUCCCUUGUAGAGAGAGAAGAAAAAAGGAAAAGAGAAAGAUAAAAGGAAGAAAAAGUAACCACAGAGAGAGAAAGAGAAAGGAAAUGACAAUGGCAGCAGCAGCCGCAUUGCCCCUAUUAAUCCUUCUCUUCAUCUCAAUAUCCCUCAAGCAGUCCGAAUCGAAGCUCAACAUUAACUACUAUCAAAAGACUUGCCCUCAAAUGGAGAAAACCAUCCAAGACAUCGUCACCACUAAGCAAAUCAACAGCCCCACCACCGCCGCUGCCACCCUCCGCCUCUUAACCCACGACUGCUUGGUCGAGGGCUGCGACGCCUCCAUCUUAAUCACCUCUACCCCCUCUAAUAAAGCCGAACGCGACCACGACCUCAACCUCUCCCUCGCCGGCGACGCUUUCGACGUCGUUGUCCGCGGCAAGACCGCCCUCGAACUCGCCUGCCCUGGCAUCGUAUCCUGCGCCGACAUCCUUGCUCUCACCACCCGUGACCUUGUCACCAUGGUUGGAGGGCCUCAUUACGAAGUCCGCCUCGGCCGGAAAGACAGCCUCGUCUCCCUGGCCACCAACGUCGACGGUAACAUCUUGGCGUCCACCGCCACCGUCUCCCAGCAGAUCGACCUAUUCGCCUCAAAGGGGUUUUCCGUACAAGAAAUGGUCGCCCUCCUCGGCGCCCAUACCAUCGGUUUCGCCCAUUGCAAGGAAUUUGCAUCCCGAAUAUUCAAUUUCAGCAAGAACUCCCAAACCGAUCCGAGCCUGAACCCUCGUUUCGCAGUGGGCCUCCGCAACGCCUGCGCCAAUUAUGAGAAGAAUCCCACCAUGGCCGUCUUCUUCGAUGUAAUCACCCCCGGAAAAUUCGAUAACAUGUUCUUCCAGAACAUGCCCAGGGGGAUGACUCUGCUAAAAUCGGACAAUUAUCUGGUACAGGAUCCCAGGACCAGGCCCUUUGUGAUGAAGUACGCUUCUGACCAAGCCACCUUCUUCUCAGACUUCGCCCAUGCCAUGGAGAAGCUCAGUAUCCUUCACGUGAAGACGGGUCAUCAGGGAGAGGUCCGCCGUAAAUGCGAUUCCUUCAAUAAUGUUAAGGUUUAGCCGCUUAGAGAUGAGAUUGAUGAACACACACUAUAGUCUUUACUUGCUGCUGAUAAUAUCAUUUCGUCAUUCUAGAAGUAAGGUGAUGUGAUUAAAGUUUGAAGAGGGAGAGAGAGUUUGAAUCAGAUUUUUUUUUUUUUUGGGUGAGGGUGGGAAACCAUACGUACUAUUACAUGCAUGUAAGGUAUUUUUACGUUAAACAUUUAUAUUUAGGAUUUCCUAGCACAA